Molecule: messenger RNA, 1107 nt
Organism: Morchella sextelata
Lineage: Eukaryota; Fungi; Ascomycota; Pezizomycetes; Pezizales; Morchellaceae
Exons: 4
Coding region: 1-1107 (368 amino acids)
Biological process (GO): signal transduction
Source: RefSeq, a predicted model, not a curated record
AUGCAGGACCCACUCCAACCCGCUCGCCGUGGCCCAUCGCGUCGCACCCGUCCAUCACUGGCAUCAAUGCCUGAUAGUGGCUUUCAACCUUCAAGACCACAAACACAAGACACCUCUCGAAACAAGGCGGACACAUUCGAUUUGGGCGUCACGUCGCAAUUACUCGAAUCGCCAACAAGGGAUCCAGAAACAACAGUACGGGGUUCUCGAAGUCAUACAACGAGGAGCAUGCGCUCCUUUCGUUUUCCAUUAGGGGGUGGUGGAAGUGUUAAGAGCACUAGUGGAUCACAAUCAUUAUCGCCUAACUCAAUAUCAAGAAGUCAAACAAUCAGCUCGGCUUGGAGUGGAAUGAGCAAUCGAUUAUUUACAGAUUCUGCGGUGGGAACAGUAAGCGACAAACCAACAACAGACGAACUCUUCUCGUCGCAAUUUAACAAACUUGCGAGAAAACAUGGCAUUCAAUCAUUUCCCGACAACUACAAGACUGAGCCUGCCGGUUCAGUAUCGGUAUCGAGUGCGUCGAAUGCUAACAACAGCUCUGGAGACUCAACGCCAAUUAUGCAUGGGAACCGACUUUGGAAUAAGUUGCUUGGCAGAACACCAUCAUCGAUGGAUAUUUCAAAAAGUUAUGGGAACAUGAAGUUGUCUUUGGGGCGCAGGAGGGGCAGCAGCAUUGGUGAUCUUGCAGCGAUUGGACGGGGGAAGCGGGAUUCGUUGAAGGGUAUGCAUUUGGAGGAUAUGAUCCGAUUGGGCGGCGUUUCGCCGUUUACAUUACCCGAGGGACUGUCACCUGGCGAUCUUUUGAUUCCAACGUGCAUGCAUGCUUCUGCAUCUUACAUAUUGACCCAUGGCCUCAAAACUCCUGGAUUAUUUCGAGUUGCUGGUAAUCUCAACACCACUUAUUCGCUCUAUGACUACUACCAAAGACAGUUCGAAGAGAACAAUAACGAAGCGGUUGUUCAGACAAUAGCCCUUGCCAAACUCCCUACCAGCAUCAAGUUUCACGUCCAUGAUGUCGCGCAUCUCUUCAAAAAGCUCCUCCACGGACUUCCUGGUGGACUUCUUGGCUCUCCUGCAGUUUUCCAGGCAUUAUGUCUCGGAAAGUAA